UUACCAUUACUGGUCCUUAAUGGCAUCCACUAUAACAUGCCACCAAUACUGUCGAAGACAACACAUUACCAAUACAGACCCACAGUGACCAUUAAAGCCAAUAUAAUACCCACUGUAACCAUUAAAACCAUUACAAAUUAUAUAAGGAUUUCUUUUUUUUUUUUUCUUUUUUUUCCCCAGCAGGGAAUACUGUUAACUUCAUUCAUCAUCUGGUAAACCGUCAUUUAUUUCUUCUUAGGCAAGUCUAUACUGACAUGCGCCGGUGUUAUAGACUAGACCCCCCCCUUCCUGUAUCCAUUCCUCCUUCGCUGUUUCCAUCUCUCUUUCUCUCCUCUCACGGUGGACGGAAGUGGAUGGGCGUCUGCUGCCAUUGAAAUAGGUUGUUGUUGUAUUCCUAAAUUAAUUCUGCACGCACUGAUACGUCUGGCAUCCCCGGCGGAAGGUUACACAAGGCGUGUCUCAGUGUACUGACACUGCAGGCUGUCAGAUGGUAGGAGUGACUGGAGUGCACAGCCAUGCGUGGACCAAGAGCUGUUCCUCUCCUCGUUGUUUUGCUGCUUGCAGCAGAAAUCGCAGGAGGCUUCUCAGGGGAUGAUGAGAGCUACCAGUCACAGCGGUAUGUUCGUUUGGCACCUGCCACUCCGCUGUAUCAACACAUGGCCUCCCUGAACCAGGAGCAACCACUGAAAUAUUACAGCCGUGCACGGUCCCUCACUCUCAUAGCCAAGCGAAUGCCCUCCGCGUUACUAGAGUCCCGUUUCCGGCAGGUGCCACAGGAUCGCUCAGAACUUAGCCUUCUUGCCAAGACAGACGAUGAGGUGCACAUGGAAAACACACUCAUAUCAGCCCGUCAUAUUGUCACCAUGGCUUUACAGGUGGAUGUUCGGCAGUUGAACGUAAGCCUCCUGCGGACAUUCCGUGAAGGCGUGGCUGCUGCCCUGGACAUUUCACCACGACAAGUACACAUCAACCGUCUGAAUGAGCAGAAAAAUGGCAUUGAGUUGUAUGUGUCGUCGGACAGAACGGGAGCGUCGGAGCCAGUGUCCUCAGAGGAAGUGAUCCGCUCGCUCAACAUUAACACUCUGCAUAGCAGCCUUGGUCCUUUCGGCAUCACCGAGGUCUCCGCUGAGAAGAAUGUGCUUCAAGGCCAGCAUGAGAGGGACAAUGUUUGGAGCAAUGAAGGCUUCUAUGUGGUGGUCAUCUUCCUCACAAUCUUCAUCAUCAUUGUCACCUGUUUAAUGGUGCUUUACCGACUCAAGGAGAAGGUUGAAUAUUCAGAGGGGCAGCUGAAGGGGUUGGGUGCGCCAGUGUCUGUGCAUGCCACCCAGCCACCCCUGACCCUCACCAGCAGCAUGGUGCAGGCAAGCCCAACCCCCAAACCAGCCUGCACCACUGCCACCAGCACAACAACCUCCAACAGCAACAACACCACCACCACCCAGAUCAACCACAGCACAACCCACACACACACCACUGCGCCCACCUCUGAGUUUCAGUGCCCGCCGUGCACCCCAUGCCCCCCUGUGGCUGAGUUCAAACCCUGUCUGUCCUCCAGCCCUUCGCCCUUCAAGAUGAAGCCUGCUGCCGGUCUGCAAGAGAGGCGAGGCUCCAACGUUUCCUUGGUGCUGGAUAUGAGUGCGCUCGGCUCUGUGGAGCCUCUGAAUUGUGGGGUGAACACUCCUCGUGAGCGGGUGGCUCAGGAGUACCUGCAGUCGGGCAGUCGAGUCCUCACACGCCAGCAGCUCAGAGACGCAACGGUCAACACGCAGGCCCUGCAUGCUGAGUUCGCUGAAAUUCCAAUGAACUUUGUUGAUCCAAGGGACCUGGACAUCCCCAGUCUUGGGACCAAAAACAGAUACAAGACCAUUUUGCCAAAUCCACACUCCAGAGUCCUCCUGAAAAACAAGAAUAGCUGUGAUCCUCUCAGCAGUUACAUCAAUGCCAAUUACAUACGAGGUUACCUCAGACAUGAGAAGUCAUACAUUGCCACACAAGGUCCUAUGAUCAACACAGUAAAUGACUUCUGGCAGAUGGCCUGGCAGGAGGACUCGCCCGUCAUCGUCAUGAUCACCAAGCUGAAAGAGAAGAACGAGAAAUGUGUUUUGUACUGGCCUGAAAAACGAGGGAUUUAUGGCAAGGUCGAGGUCCUCAUCAACAGUGUCAGGGAAUGUGAGCAUUACACUGUCCGCACGCUCACACUCAAACAAGCUGGCCAAAGUCGUAAAGUCCAGCAUUACUGGUACACAUCAUGGCCGGAUCAUAAAACCCCAGACAGCGCAGGACAUCUGCUGCAGCUCAUGACUGAUGUAGAGGAAAGCAGAGAGGCUUCCGAGUCUCACGGCCCUGUCAUUGUUCACUGCAGUGCUGGAAUUGGUCGCACAGGAUGUUUCAUAGCCACGACUAUCGGCUGUCAUCAGCUGCGUCUGGAAGGAGUGGUGGAUGUUUUACGCAUCGUGUGCCAGCUGAGAGUAGACAGGGGUGGAAUGAUCCAAACUGGAGAACAGUAUGAAUUUGUCCACCACGCCUUGAGUCUCUACGAAGGCCGCCUGUCAGCAGACCCUGGCCAGUGAACACAAACGAAGGCAAGAUGAAGAUGGUACAAGGAUUUUUUUUUAACUUCACGUUUACCAGGAAGAACAAUCUCUCAAGGGUCCAAGAGUUUUUCUUUCUCAUAUCAGGAGACAAUCUAGAAUAUAAGGGAUUGUUUUGAAGCUGUCUUGCACUUACGCGCUCAGAAAGAGAUCUCAGCAGAUGUGAUGUGCUCUUCACUCGUGUGAUUGCUCUGUCCACCUUGAUAUACUGUACAAGUAUACCUGCCCGCUGACCUCCAGGUUUGGAUCCACGUCAUGGCUGAUGGUCCUAGUAUUCAAUUCAAAAUGUGUAUAGUUAUGAUUAACACUUUUCUCAAGACACAUAACUAUGUUAAUGUGCACAAGGUGUUUGAUGACUGUUAGACGCAUCAGCUGGACUUAUGUGUGAAUAUAAGUCUUAUCAAUUCCUAUAAUCAUUUAAAAAAAUAAUAAUAAUAACCACACACACACACACACACACACACACACACACACACACACACACACAAAUAAACACCAACAAACAGAUUACAAAAAGAUUUCAGUAUGAAUGUAAAUGUCAGAUUUGUACUUUUUUUUUGGUCCAAACCAACAAGUCGACAACAAGAUGACAAAAACAUUUAAUAUUUGAUCAUCCGCCAGAAAACUGCUCACUUAUUGUCAUACCCGUUGUAAAAGAGGCGGUUAUACUAUACAAUACAAUUCAAUAAUGCCAGUGGUGCAGUACGCAUAUACAUAAUUGUACUUUAAAUAUCAGAGUUUGAAAUAUAUAUGUAAAAUAUGAUAAUUAUUUUUGUACGAUCUUCCCUGAAUAACUGUUGGUUUAAUAUUUUUAUUUUUAGAGUUCUUUUUUUUUUCUAUUUAAUAAGGAAACAUCCAUACAUUUAUCUAUAUUAAGGACUUGAGGAAGAAAGGAAGUAAAAUGUCCAUGUCAUAAAAAAUAAAAAAAGUCAAAUCUCCCCCUACAACGUGAUGUGUGUGGAAAUGUCGAUGGCUUAUUGAAUCAUUUGGUUCAAAGAGAUGAAAUAUCAUCAAAUCCUUUCUUUGUGAUUUGGUUCAUUUUACAGCCUGGACUCACUUGUCAAUUGAAUCAAUAUUUUAGGAAAGUCCUCCCCUGCCCUGUUAUUUUUUAUUUUAAUUUUUUUUAACCAUGACCAUGGAAUGUAAAGCAUUGCGACAGCUCCACCCUUUGCUCAUUCUAAAUCCAUUUUAUCCAUGCCUUUUAGCUAAAUGCCAACACCCGCUUACGUAAACUUCCUGCACUGAAUCAGGAAGUCGUGUGCUGCUCCACGAAUCCAACACCAUUAUAUUCCUGGGUGUAUUUUUUUUUAACUUCAGAAAAUGUGAACACCCCUUCUACAUGAAUGCUGUCAGACCUUAUAUUGUUUUCUUGACCUGUGAACCUGUGACUAAGAUAUGCAAUACUUGCAAAAGUCUUAGGCACCCUACAUGUUUAAAUACAUUUUGUCUUACAUGUUCAUAUACAAUACAUUUUGUUGUGUUUUUCACUUUUUACUCUGUUGCUUGUCUAUUUUUUUUUUUUUUUAUUAUUAUUUUUUUUUACCUGCAUAAAUACCAUAUUUUACUUAUACCCUGUAAGUGAAAGAAGGCAACAUUUAGUAUUACAGAUCAGGUGAUCUGAUAUGGAAUGUCCCAUAGCUUUCAAUUACAUCUUGAAUUAGUUCCUUUGCCCAGUCCAAAUCUUUCAUCCAAAUGAUACAUUUUAAGCCAUUUCCUUUCUUUACAUUUUGAGUAACUCAUGUUUUAUCCAUGAGUUUGCUUUGAAUUGAUCAGUGAGGUACAGGUAUAUCAUGGAGAAAUUGUAUGAUAGUGCUAUUAGAGUUACGUCAGCAGCAUGUCUCUGAACUACACUAGGACUUCGCUGCUAAAGUGUUCAGUUUUGAGAGGCGGAAAGAUGAUUGUUGUAUAAUGACGAACAUUUCUUACGUUUUUUUGUAUUGUCCAUUUUUUUUUUUUUAAAUUCUGAUUAUUUGUGAUACAGAGGUUUUAAAAA
Molecule: messenger RNA, 4584 nt
Organism: Ictalurus furcatus (blue catfish)
Lineage: Eukaryota; Metazoa; Chordata; Actinopteri; Siluriformes; Ictaluridae
Gene: ptprr
Product: protein tyrosine phosphatase receptor type R
Exons: 14
Coding region: 516-2570 (684 amino acids)
Biological process (GO): protein dephosphorylation
Molecular function (GO): protein tyrosine phosphatase activity
Source: RefSeq, a predicted model, not a curated record